AUGGUUUCCGCUGUCAAGGCUCUGGGGGUGGUGAUGGCGGGCCAGCAGUGCCAGGCCCCGCGGAUUUUUGGAGCGCCUUUCGCCCCAGCAUGCUUGGAGAAAGCAGUUCCAGGCACCGGCAAAGAAAAGAAGAAAGUGAAUUGCAAGCCUAAGAAUCAGGAUGAACAGGAAAUUCCUUUCCGGCUGCGAGAGAUCAUGAAGAGCCGUGAAGAGAUGAGAAAAUCCCUCAGUUUCAAGAAGAGGAAGAAGGAGGCCCAGGUGGCCUUCAGGAACACUCUGGAGAAGGAAGCAAAGGGAUUAGAGCCUGAUAUCAUGGUUCCCAAGUUCAAGCAGGGGAAGGGAGAGUCCGAUGGGGCUUACAUCCAGCGCAUGGAGCAGGAGACCCAGCACGUGCUGUUCCUCAGCAAGAACCAGACCAGCCGGCAGCCGGAGGUUCAGGAAGCUCGCAAGAAGGAGAAAUCUGAGCGGAAAAAAGCGUUCCAGAAACGGCGACUGGAUAAAGCCCAGCAGAAAAAGAAGGAGAAGGCAGUGGACAGGCUAGAGCAGGAGCUAUUGAGAGACACAGUAAAGUUUGGAGAGGUGGUCCUGCAGCCCCCAGAGCUGACUGCCCAGCCCAGGAGCAGCACGAGCAGAAACCAGCCUGGCAGGAAAUCGCUGAUGCUGAAGAUGCUUUUGAGCCCUGGCGCUGUAUCCCGGCAGCCUCAGGCCACCUCACUGGCCCGGCAGCGGAUUGUGGAGGAGGAGCGGAAGCGGGCUGUGCAGGCCUACCAGGCCCUGAAGAAACUACAACAGCAGCAGGGGGUGCCACCACCACAGCUGCGGGGCCACACUUCCCAGAGGAAGCCUGAGGCACAUCUGUGAUGGAGACUGAGGAGCCUGGUAUCCUGGGAAACUGACUGGGGCUUGCCAUACCUGAGCCAAGGAGAGAUGCAGAUGCAGAUCCUUUUCCUGGAUAGAGGCCACACACCAACUCAGUGUGGAGCCUCCAGAUCUUUCCUCGUUUGUUCCCCCUGCAGACUGUCCCUUCCCAGUGACCACUCAGGGGCCUGUGUCUCACACAGGGCUACUCCCCCAUAGAUUGGAACCAGUGUCUUGCUUCUGAGCCUAACUUCAUUCUGCAGCAGAAAAGUCCAGGCUCAGGGAACCAAGGGCCACCUUAAGAAGAACUGAGUCCUAAAAUCCGGACUCUGAACACCAGUUAAUUAUUGAGACUGUUGCUAUAGCUCAGGUCAGCAUUAAGAGGCUCCCUCAGGCUUAACACAAGCAGGGCCAGGCAGGGCAGAUAAGCAGGCUAGCGGGAGGGCAGGCAGAUGCCAGGGUAUGGCUGACCCCUAGACCACCUGUUGGGUCUUUGCAGGGAGCCAGGACCCCACCCUGCCUGUUAGUAGACUCCACCCUCAGAGGCAGGGGAACCCUAGCCCAGGUUUGGUUGGGAUAGAUAUACCCGGAAAUAGAAGCAGCUCUCUGGGAAAUGGGGCAGGCCAGAGAGGCCAGGGAUGGAGCCUCCCUGGGACUCUGGUUAGGCAGCAGGGCUGGUGAGAGUGCCUGCCCAUGCAGGGCCUCACUGGGUUUGACUAUUCCACCAGUGCCAGAGGGAGCACCUAGCCCUCAGGUGAAGGAAGGCAAGAGGUGUGAAGGCCUUUGGGACUGUAUACUUCCCCGUAUCCUGCCACCAUGAAGGUAUUCCCAGAGAUCUCAGCAAAAUCCCAAGUCUGCCAGGAGUAUGUCAAAGUGCUGGACUUUUGUGUGGUUUUUUUUUUUGUUUUGUUUUUUUUGGUACCAGGGAUCGAACUCGGGCCCCUGUGCUUAUGAGGCAUGCAGUGAAACCACUGAGCCAGAUCCCCGGCCCUGUGUGAUCUUUUAAUCUCCUUCCCCAAGUUUGCAUUUUCCAGAAUACAGUUUCUUAAAAUUUUGCUAUUUUUGAUAUAAGAACUGUUAGCCUCUGAAGUGGUUUUUGCUACCUUGUGACACUCACUGGUGGCCCACUCACCUGGGUGGGUGACUGGGAUGGGUGUUGCUUUGAGUUCUACCUAGCAGCAUUGAAGGCCUCAGGCCAAUUAGAGAAGUGCAAGUUCCGGCAAUACUUGCCACCUGAGAAGUGUGAAUCUUCCUGAGCUACUGUCAGUGACCAUGCAGAUGUCUACAUCCAUCCAUUCCAGAGGCCACGUGGUAAACACACCUUGAUCAUUUCCAGUCCCAUACCCCUCAGGGCCUAGUUUUUGCAAUUGUUCUGGGCUCUGACACCUGGGCAACUCUAUGUUCCUGAACUAGUCUGAGGAUACUGACAGCCAGGCUGUGGCACUGGUACUGUGCAGUGUCAGUACUGACACUGGGUGCGUGGAAAUCAGACCUGGGUGGUGGAAAGUAGGGUUCACCAAUCCUCCCACAGAAUCAGAGUGCCUUGUUCUUGUGGUGACCCAGCCAGCUGCAGGCUUGGUCCAGGCUAGAGCCUUGUACAUUCCCAGGCACUGAUGGUAUUUACUUUGUUACCCAAAACACUGAAAGAACCUAGUAUGGCCCUUAGGUUCCCCCAAAAUGGGCCUUGCAUGAAGCCCCUGGUGUGCAUUCUUUCUCUGGAACUGGAUCUCAGAGGACUUCCUUGUGAGAACUCUCCUGCUGCUGCUGUUGGGGCGAUUCAAGCUCAGAUUUGGCAGAACAAAACGGUACCAGGCUAUUCUUUGAUUUGGCUUCAGCCUCUCCUGUGGCAUGAUGUCUGGCAGGGUGUGAAUGGAGCCUGUGAUGCUUCAGCCAGGGAGCAUGUAGGGCCUGCUACCCAGCCUCCUCUGUGCUGGCCCUUCCCUUCCUGGGCAUUCCUUCCCCCUCCUGCUUCCCCGGCACAGAAGAUGGCCUGCUGCAGAGC
Messenger RNA from Fukomys damarensis (Damara mole-rat), 2860 nucleotides. It is a transcript of the gene Ccdc137, whose product is annotated as coiled-coil domain containing 137. The record is from RefSeq and is a predicted model, not a curated record. Lineage: Eukaryota; Metazoa; Chordata; Mammalia; Rodentia; Bathyergidae. The transcript is spliced from 7 exons. The coding region runs from base 1 to 861 and encodes 286 amino acids.